This is a messenger RNA of Carica papaya (papaya), 725 nucleotides long. RefSeq names its product desiccation protectant protein Lea14 homolog. Gene Ontology annotation, biological process: response to desiccation. Gene Ontology annotation, cellular component: cytosol. Lineage: Eukaryota; Viridiplantae; Streptophyta; Magnoliopsida; Brassicales; Caricaceae. The record is from RefSeq and is a predicted model, not a curated record.
AUAAUUCCUAAAAAUUUCAAAUCGGAGUCUCCUAGCGAGUGUCGUCGUUCAAAUUUGCAUAUAGUCAUAGAUUUGGUUUCUGAAAAAUCGGAGGGUGUGACGAUGUCGCAGUUGGUGGACAAGGCGAAGAACUUCGUGGCGGAGAAGGUGGCAAAUAUGAAGAAGCCGGAGGCUACCGUGACGAAUGUGGAUUUGAAGGGGGUGAGUCGGAGCUCUGUGGAAUACAACGCGCAGGUUUCUGUCAUCAAUCCUUACGGACAUCCUAUCCCCAUUUGCCAGAUCUCCUACAGCCUCAAGAGCGCUGGAAGAGAGAUAGCAUCUGGGACAAUGGCGGACCCAGGAUCACUGAAGGCAAGUGACACUACCAUACUGGACGUGCCCGUUAACGUACCCUACAGCAUUCUGGUGAGUCUGGCGAGGGACAUUGGCGCAGACUGGGACAUUGACUACGAGCUAAACUUGGGUCUGACCAUUGACCUCCCCGUCAUUGGCGACAUUACCAUUCCUGUAUCCACUAAAGGCGAGAUCAAGCUCCCUACUCUCUCUGAUGUCUUUUAACUUCUAUUUCCCACCACCUCUUCUCUUUUUUUUUUUUUUUCCUUUUCUUUUUCCCCUGUAAUAAUUAGGAGAACCAGAUCCAUGGAUGUAUUUCAAGUUAUUGAACAUGGCAUGGUGGUUCAACUUCGCGUGCAAUUAUUAUGAUAACCAAUAUUUAAAAUUUCUAA